This is a messenger RNA of Nestor notabilis (Kea), 679 nucleotides long. It is a transcript of the gene ARL3, whose product is annotated as ADP-ribosylation factor-like 3. The annotation marks the transcript as partial. The transcript is spliced from 5 exons. Gene Ontology annotation, biological process: cilium assembly. Lineage: Eukaryota; Metazoa; Chordata; Aves; Psittaciformes; Psittacidae. Gene Ontology annotation, molecular function: GTPase activity; GTP binding. Gene Ontology annotation, cellular component: microtubule cytoskeleton; cytoplasm. The record is from RefSeq and is a predicted model, not a curated record.
GGUUUACUGUCAAUCUUGCGUAAACUGAAAAGUGCCCCAGACCAGGAGGUGAGAAUCCUCCUCUUGGGACUGGAUAAUGCAGGCAAGACAACACUCCUGAAACAGCUGGCAUCUGAGGACAUCAGCCACAUCACGCCAACACAGGGCUUUAACAUCAAAAGUGUACAGUCUCAAGGCUUCAAGCUGAAUGUAUGGGACAUAGGCGGACAGAGGAAGAUCAGGCCGUACUGGAGGAACUAUUUUGAAAACACUGAUGUCCUUAUCUAUGUCAUUGACAGUGCAGACAGGAAGAGGUUUGAAGAAACGGGUCAGGAGCUGGCUGAGCUUUUGGAUGAAGAAAAGCUUAGUGGAGUCCCAGUGCUCAUAUUCGCUAACAAGCAGGAUUUGCUGACGGCUGCCCCUGCUUCAGAGAUUGCUGAGGGACUGAACCUACACACAAUCCGGGACAGAGUCUGGCAGAUCCAGUCUUGUUCAGCUCUUUCAGGAGAGGGAGUACAGGACGGCAUGAAUUGGGUGUGCAAAAAUGUCAAUGCUAAGAAGAAAUAAAGCGUUCAGAGCUGCAUGGAAAUGGAGGAGCGGUGGGAGCAGAAUUCUAGCCUGAAAACACUAAUUUGCUGCUUUCUGACCAAAUGUUUUUCCAUCUGUGCACAGCUACAGCUGUUAAAAGAAAAAAAAGAAA